Molecule: messenger RNA, 1266 nt
Organism: Aspergillus oryzae RIB40
Lineage: Eukaryota; Fungi; Ascomycota; Eurotiomycetes; Eurotiales; Aspergillaceae
Product: sphingolipid delta(4)-desaturase family protein
Exons: 3
Coding region: 1-1266 (421 amino acids)
Biological process (GO): ceramide biosynthetic process
Cellular component (GO): membrane
Molecular function (GO): sphingolipid delta-4 desaturase activity
Source: RefSeq, a predicted model, not a curated record
AUGCCCUCCGCCGUCGUGACCACCGAUAGUCCGCAUCUCCGCGUGUCCGCCGCGAAGAACAAGGAUCUCGAUGCACAGAAUGACCAGCGGUCGGUUCGAAUUCCACCGUCAGAGUCGUCUAUAGUCGAGGACCAAUUCUUUUGGACAUAUACGGAAGAGCCUCACCGUUCAAGACGGCAAGCGAUUAUCAAAGCCCAUCCAGAGGUUACCAAGCUCUGUGGUUAUGAGCCUCUCACUAAAUAUGUGGUGUUUGGUGUUGUCUCCCUCCAGAUAUGCUGUGCAUAUCUACUCCGGGACACCUCGAUGCUGUCCUGGCGGUUUCUUGCAACCGCAUACUUGAUCGGAGCAACUGCCAAUCAGAACCUCUUCCUCGCUAUCCAUGAGAUUUCUCAUAACCUGGCCUUCCGGUCCCCAAUGGGUAAUCGUCUGUUGGCGAUUUUUGCCAAUCUCCCUAUUGGGGUGCCUUACAGUGCUGCGUUCCGGCCCUACCACCUAACGCAUCAUAAAUCCCUUGGUGUUGCAGGCCUCGAUACCGAUCUUCCGACUGCUGUUGAGGCCUUCCUCCUUGACUCCCUCCUCGGCAAGGCCUUCUUCUGCACUUUUCAGAUCCUCUUCUACGCCCUCCGGCCUAUGUUCAUCUACAGCCCGCCCUUCACCUACAUCCACACUCUGAACCUCGCCGUCCAACUCUCCUUCGACUACGCACUCGUCAAAUUCUGCGGCGGCUCACUACAGCCCUUCUUCUACCUCAUUCUCAGCUCAUUCCUCGCCGGCUCGCUCCAUCCAUGCGCUGGCCACUUCAUCGCAGAACAUUAUUUCUUCUCCAAAGUCGAUCACGGAACAGAGUCCAUCACAGAGCAGAAGGCGAAAUCCACCGAAAAGAAACAGCCCCAUCCCUUGGAUAACCUCCCUCCCCCGGAGACAUACUCCUACUAUGGGCCCCUCAACAUCCUGACUUACAACGUAGGUCUGCAUAAUGAACAUCACGAUUUCCCCGCGAUCCCUUGGACAAGAUUACCUGCGCUCCAUCGCAUCGCGAGCGAGUUUUACGAGCCGCUGCCUUCUCAUCGUUCCUGGGUGUGGGUUAUCUGGACGUUUAUUCUGGACAAGAAUGUCGGGAUGUGGUGUCGGGUUAAGAGAGCCCAGGGGGGCCGGCUUGUCGGUGGUGGCGGGAAGUCCGGACGUAGCGGAGAGACUAUCUCGGCUGAGUCGGCUGGGCCGGAGGAAAAUGAAGAUGGGUGGAAGGAGAGUGAACUUCAAAACUGA